UUCAAACGCACUACAUCAAGAGAAGUGAAGAUGGCGGAUGUGUUGAGUGUUCUUCGGCAGUAUAACAUUCAGAAAAAGGAAAUCGUCGCUAAAGGAGAUGAAGUUAUAUUUGGAGAGUUCUCCUGGCCGAAAAACGUCAAGACCAACUACAUAAUCUGGGGUACUGGCAAAGAGGGACAACCCAAGGAGUACUAUACUUUGGACUCUAUCUUGUUCUUGCUCAACAAUGUGCAUCUUCCACAUCCAUCGUAUGUCAGAAGAGCUGCAACAGAGAACAUUCCUGUUGUCAGGCGACCUGAUCGAAAGGGCUUGUUGUCAUAUCUCAAUGGCGACAGUUCAACAUCAACAAGUAUUGACAGAAGUGCCCCCAUAGAAAUAGGCUUGCAACGGCCAACACAAGUCAAACGAGCAGCUGAUGAAGUAUCUUCUGAAGCCAAAAAACCAAGGAUUGAGGAUGAAGAACGAGUGCGUCUGGACAAGGAGCGUCUGGCUGCCCGUUUGGAGGGACACAAAGAGGGCAUCGUGCAGACAGAUCAGAUUAGAUCCCUGUCCGAAGCCAUGUCCGUUGAAAAAAUUGCAGCUAUCAAAGCCAAGAUUAUGGCCAAGAAACGUUCCACCAUUAAAACUGAUCUGGAUGAUGACAUAACCCUGAAACAGAGAAGCUUUGUGGAUGCAGAGGUUGAUGUCACUAGGGAUAUUGUGAGCAGAGAGAGGGUCUGGAGGACCAGGACAACCAUUCUUCAGAGCACCGGGAAGAAUUUCUCCAAGAAUAUUUUUGCCAUUCUUCAGUCUGUGAAAGCCAGAGAAGAAGGGCGAGCCCCUGAGCAGAGACCAGCACAGAACACUACACAAGUGGACCCGACUCUAAGAAAUAAGCAGCCUGUUCCUGCAGCCUACAACAGAUACGAUCAGGAACGAUUCAAAGGAAAAGAGGAAACUGAGGGGUUCAAGAUCGAUACAAUGGGCACCUACCACGGCAUGACCCUGAAGUCAGUGACGGAAGGAGCCUCUGCUCGAAAGGCUCAGACCCCAGCCAUGCAGCCUGUCCCUCGCCCAGUUUCACAAGCCAGACCUCCACCCAAUCAGAAGAAAGGGUCUCGAACGCCGAUUAUCAUCAUCCCUGCUGCUACAACCUCACUCAUCACAAUGCUUAAUGCUAAAGAUCUUCUGCAGGACCUAAAGUUUAUCACGUCUGAUGAAAAGAAGAAGCAGGGCAUCCCACGAGACAAUGAGGUUCUGCUUCAGAGGCGCAAAGACCAGAUCCAGCCCGGUGGCACCACACUGAGCGUCACUGUGCCGUAUCGCGUCAUUGAUCAGCCGCUCAAACUGGCUCCACAGGACUGGGAUCGAGUGGUGGCUGUGUUCGUGCAGGGUCCUGCCUGGCAGUUCAAGGGCUGGCCGUGGCUGCUGCCUGAUGGCUCCCCUGUCGACAUCUUUGCUAAAAUUCGAGCGUUUCAUUUGAAGUAUGAUGAAGCAAAGACAGACCCCAAUGUGCAGAAGUGGGAUGUUACCGUCCUGGAGCUGAGUCGCCACCGGCGCCAUCUGGACCGACCUGUCUUUCUGCGCUUCUGGGAAACCCUCGACAGAUACAUGGUGAAACACAAAUCUCACCUCAGGUUCUGAUCACAAGGUUCAUUCUCCGAAACUCCCACAAUUCAUUCUUUGACCUUCCAGCCGUACUUAGUCCCCCCUCCUUUUAGAGGGAGCCAACCUCAACCAAGCUGUCAGCCCACCUUCGAAUUCAGUCCCCAAUAAAACAGCAAAACAAAAAAAGGGAGAAGGAAAUCCAGCGACUUCCUCCAACAAUUCUCCUCAACCCCCGAUGCGGUGUGCUGGAUUGGUUGCUGUGGACGCUGCACUGGAGAUGAGGGGGACUUUUGUGUUCAUUGUAAUUGUUUUCUAAUGUUUUCAUGUAGGUAAACAAAAACACCAAAACAACUUUUAUAUAAAAAGGCAACACAUUGUGGAGGCGAUGUAAGUGGCAUAUGAUGCAACAUGACCGGCAGAGCAGAGCCGUGUAGAUGGACAGACAUUGUGCAAAUAGUUCUUGGUACAGAUGACACAACCAAUGAUUGAGCAAAGAAACUUACUUUACACUUUUUUUUCAAGUGUUUAUGGUCUGUGUGUGUAUAUAUGUUAAAACAGAUCCAGGUAAGUGACUUGUCAAUACUACAAAAUAAAAUGAUCUCGUUGGAGCAGACAGUUGCUAGUUUGACAGAUCAGCUCAUCAAUAACCUUAAGUAUUUUUCUUUCCUUUGUUGUUGUGCCAGAGAGCAGAAAUGAUGAAAGUUUUGCUUUGAGUCACUGCAUAAAAAUAGACAAUAAAAGCUAAAAGAGA
Molecule: messenger RNA, 2338 nt
Organism: Betta splendens (Siamese fighting fish)
Lineage: Eukaryota; Metazoa; Chordata; Actinopteri; Anabantiformes; Osphronemidae
Gene: cdc73
Product: cell division cycle 73, Paf1/RNA polymerase II complex component, homolog (S. cerevisiae)
Exons: 17
Coding region: 31-1623 (530 amino acids)
Biological process (GO): positive regulation of transcription elongation by RNA polymerase II; transcription elongation by RNA polymerase II
Cellular component (GO): Cdc73/Paf1 complex
Molecular function (GO): RNA polymerase II complex binding
Source: RefSeq, a predicted model, not a curated record